Boleophthalmus pectinirostris (great blue-spotted mudskipper) is the source of this 2585-nucleotide messenger RNA. RefSeq lists its product as uncharacterized. Bases 1129 to 2091 code for a protein of 320 amino acids. NCBI's taxonomy places the organism in Eukaryota, Metazoa, Chordata, Actinopteri, Gobiiformes, Gobiidae. The transcript is spliced from 5 exons. The record is from RefSeq and is a predicted model, not a curated record.
UGUCAGCAGGAUCAGCCCAAUAAAAAAUAUGCUUGGUAAACAUUAAAGACUAUGCUAAUACAUUGUACAAUGCAUAAUACGUAGAAUAGAAUUUAACUUAACUCAUGAAUUAAUUUUUCAGCUUGCAUUUUAUGUUCUGAGAGACUUUUUUGAUUUGUUGCAGUUGCUUUCUGAAUACUCAAGAGGGAGCAAUGGGCAACUCACAUGGAACCGACAACUCUAGUACACUUGAGACACACUUCACAUUCAAGUUUUAUUUUUUUCUCUAAGCAUUUUUGAGUCAACUAGCAGCUAUAUAAUAUAGUUUCUUGUAAUUGUAAUUUAUAAUACAUAAUUAGCUUUGGAGUAACUUUAUGAUUAUCUCAAAACUAAUGAUUGUUGUAACUUUGUUGCUAUUGUAUGUUAUAUUCAGUGUGCAUAAGUAGUCAAAAAUGAAUAUCAUUUUUAUUUUUAUGCCAAUACUCAAACAAUAUUUUGGUAGUCCAUCAAUACAUCCAAGACAAUAUACACGAUAUCCAAAUUUUGCAUAUCUCCAAAACAACAAUUGCAAUAUUAUCUAUUUUUGCAUACAGUUCCCAAAUGAUUAUGACAUUUAUGAUACUGAGAACCCCGGUUUGAGAAUUCUGAAUAUUCAUUUCGAAUCUUAACUUGUUCAUUGUCUCUAAUACAGAAAGGUUAUUAAGUAAUCAAUAUCUUAACAUCUUCUCAUGCACUAAUCUGCUAAGUAAAUACUCAAUCAAAUACACAUGUCUAACUGUAAGUCCUAAAAUGAUAUGUCCAUACUUGUGCAGAUAUCUCAGUAUUGUCUUGUCUCUAGCUCUCCUGCAUUGCCUUGAUCAGCGUGUCAGCUGAGUUACAUUAGGACAGCUCAGUUAUUGAUCACGGUCGUGCUACAGAAAGGCCAGCUGCUGCAGCCUCCUGAGAGCAUCCCGUAAAGUGAGCCUUCUGUCCUGGGACAUCCACCAUUUCCGACCUUCACUCCUCCUCUGUCUCCUAUCUUCCUCUUAUUUUGCUCCUUCGCUUCUUACCCCCUCCAUCCUCUUUUACUCCCUAUAUGCAGUGCUCUAUAUGUUAUUCUUUCUGUACUGUGGAUAUUUGGACAUGCUUUAAAGCCAGUGAUCUCCCAGAAUGCAAGAGUUGAAGCGCUUCAGCGGUGGAGCUUGCUUGGUGAUUUCACAGGAUGGUGUAGACUGGUUUUGUAAGAAGAGAUGCACUGAUGAGAACAUAACAAAAAGAGAUGGCAAUGUUCAGCUGUGGAUAUCUAAGAACCACAUGGACUCUGGUGAAAGUGAGUUGCUGUCUUUCUACUGCCUUCAUGACUCUGGGAGCGGAUGGACCAACAAAGGAACAACACAAUUCACAGUGUGUAGUGUCCCAGCUCUGGAUUCCUGUGGAAAUCAGCAUGCUUUUACACUACCUUUCAUAAACUCAGCAUAUGCUGAGCAGUCUCCAUGGACAGACUUGCCAAAGACCCCAGAUAAUGUCAAUUACAUCACAAAGAAUUUAAACUGCAGCCCAAAGGAGAGGGUUGUAAUACUAUAUAAAGAUAAUUUUCUUGCAAAUCUUAUCUCUGAUGCCAUCAACUGUCACGAUAUCUGGCCCGUGGAGAUUACUGGACCAUUCCUUAAUGCCGAUAUAGAAGAUGUAAAUAGGCCCGAUAUUUUCAAGACUAGGAAUACCCAGAGUCACAGUGAUAAUGUGAUCAACAAAAACUACAGUGACAGCUUUAUAUAUGAUGGAGAAAUGGAGAAAAAGUCUGGACUAAGACACAGGAGGAAGAGUGUGUCCUUUGCUGAUGAUGUCAUGGUGUAUCUAUAUGAUAAGGACAGUCCUGCUGACAAGUUUCACCCUGAGCCAGACAACACCACAUCCUCCUCUUCAAAUCUCUCAGAAAUCUUCUUUGACAACAAUGGUCUGGAGUGGGAAGACGAAUUUUUAGCCUUAGAGAACUGUCACCUACACAACCACAAAGAAUCUUGUCCCUUCUCUUCAUCUUUGCCAACUCAAAACUGGACUAUUCCCAAACCCAAACAUCUGUCUCAAAGCUGCCUCUUCCUCACACAUGUUAACGAAUCAGACCUUGAACUGUGAGAUAAACCAUUUAAGGCAGGCCAAUAUUGAGUUUUUUCAUUAGUAACCUUCCUCGUCUAAGGCCAUAAUGCUGUCACCAUGGCCCACACUUCCACACUUGUUUUGCCCUCAGACAAACAGCCUUGGCAUAAUGGAAAAACCGCACUGGUCCUCCCCACUAGCUCAUCUCGCUCCUCUUUUAUGAUGACUCAGGCUUUUUAAUAGUACCCUUUGCCCCUCUCUCUCCAUUUCUGACCCAAAUGGAUUUAAAGCACCUGCCGUUCUUGACAUCACAGUUUUCUGAGAGACACGAUCUGUCAGGUUCUAAUAGGAUGCAACAGGAUGUUAUAUAAUUCGGAGGCCACAAAGGGUCACCUGUUGACACUCUUUGGUUCAAGCCCCAACGUUAGAUAAAUGUAGAAAUAUGCAAAUAUUUUUUUAAAAGUGUAUGCUGGCAAUCUUAUGAUUUACCUGAUUAACCCCAAAAGUAUUUUUUAAUUACCUUUGCAUUGAUC